GGCGGGCGCCGGACCCCCCCAGGCGGAACGACAGGUCUCAGGCCCCCAGGCGGGGCGGCGGGCACCGAGUCACCAGGCACAACCCCGGGCACCGCGUCAUCUGGCAAGGCAGUGGGCUCCGAGUCAACUGGUAUGACCGCGGGCACUGGGUCAGACAUUGGAUCGUCUGGCUGGACAGCGGGCACUGGGUCACCAGGCAUCAGGUCAUUUGGCUUGACAGCGGGCACCGCGUCAUCUGGCAAGGCAGUGGGCUCCGAGUCAACAGGGCACGACAGUGAGCACCGGGUCAUCAGGUACCGGAUUGUCUGGCUCGACAGCGGGCACCGCGUCAUCUGGCAAGGCAGUGGGCUCCGAGUCAACUGGUAUGACCGCGGGCACUGGGUCAGACAUUGGAUCGUCUGGCUGGACAGCGGGCACUGGGUCACCAGGCAUCAGGUCAUUUGGCUUGACAGCGGGCACCGCGUCAUCUGGCAAGGCAGUGGGCUCCGAGUCAACAGGCACGACAGUGAGCACCGGGUCAUCAGGUACCGGAUUGUCUGGCUCGACAGCGGGCAUCGGGUCACCAGGCAUCAGGUCAUUUGGCUCGACAGCGGGCACCGGAUCAGGUACCGGAUCAUCUGGAUCAACAGCGGGCAUCGAGUCAACUGGCCUAAUAGGAUCGUCAGGCUGGAUCAGUUCAUCAUGCUGGGUAGAGGCAUCAGGCCGAAAGGCAUCAGGCCGAGUAGAGGCAUCAGGCCGAGUAGAGGCUUCAGGCCGAGUAGAGGCAGGCCGAGUAGAGGCAUCAGGCCGAGUAGAGGCAUCAGGCUGAGUAGAGGCAUCAGGCUGAAGAGAGGC
Staurois parvus is the source of this 834-nucleotide messenger RNA. Lineage: Eukaryota; Metazoa; Chordata; Amphibia; Anura; Ranidae. The record is from the annotation of a GenBank genome assembly.